AUGGCAUUUUUAUGUAAAUCAAAUGAUAAUACAAAAGUAUCAAUGGAGAUUGAAAAAUCAAUCAAAGAUGAUAAAAGGACAUUUUUAGGUAUUACACAAGUACUAUUACUUGGAGCAGGUGAGUCUGGUAAAUCAACAAUUUUCAAACAAUUAAAAAUUUUACAAGAAAAUGGUCUUUGGACAACAAAAGAGUUACAAGAAUUUAGUAAUACAAUUUAUAUAAAUAUAAUAACUCAAUUGCAAGUUUUAAUUAAUGCUGCUGAAAGUAUUGGUAUUCAAUUACAACCUGAAAAUAUACAACUUUCAAAAGAUUAUUUAGAAUUAAAUCAUUCAUCAGUUACAUGGACAAAAGAAAUUGGAGAGAAUAGUGUAAGAUUAUGGAAUGAUUCAGGUAUAAAGAGUACAUUUGAAAAGAGAGAUAAAGAAUUUCAAUUAAAUGAUUCAGCAGAAUAUUUCUUUAAUAAUUUACAACGUGUUACCCAAGAUAAUUACAUUCCAACACCACAAGAUGCAUUAAGAGCAAGAGUUACUACAAAAGGUAUCAUUGAAGCAGAUGUUACUUUUGAUAAUAUAAAUAUGAAAAUUAUCGAUGUUGGUGGUCAAAGAUCACAAAGAAGAAAAUGGAUUCAUUGUUUUGAUAAAGUUUCUGCUGUAAUUUAUGUUGCUGGUUUAAGUGAAUAUGAUCAAGCAUUAAGAGAAGAUAUAAAUGUAAAUAAAAUGGAUGAAUCAUUAAGUUUAUUUAAAGAAAUUUGUAAUAGUAAAUGGUUUGAUUCAAGUUCAAUUAUUCUCUUUUUGAAUAAAAAAGAUAUGUUUAUUGAAAAAUUAAAAAGAGUACCAUUCAAAACUUAUGAUAAAAAAUAUACUGGUGAAAAUAGUUUUGAAGCAGUUUCACUUCACAUUCAAAGAAAAUUUGAAUCUGUUAAAAUUGAUCCAAAUAAGAAAAUUUAUACUCAUUUCACAAUAGCUGUAGAUACUGAAAAUAUUGAAUUUGUAUUUAAAGUAAUAAAGAAAAUUAUAGUUGGUCAUGUUAUGGAUCUUGUUUAA
Molecule: messenger RNA, 1044 nt
Organism: Dictyostelium discoideum AX4
Lineage: Eukaryota; Evosea; Eumycetozoa; Dictyosteliales; Dictyosteliaceae
Gene: gpaF
Product: G-protein subunit alpha 6
Exons: 3
Coding region: 1-1044 (347 amino acids)
Biological process (GO): signal transduction; G protein-coupled receptor signaling pathway; signaling
Molecular function (GO): GTPase activity; guanyl nucleotide binding; G-protein beta/gamma-subunit complex binding
Source: RefSeq, a predicted model, not a curated record